UGGAACCUGAUGUCUGGCAGUUACAGGCAGAGGGUACUCAGUUACUGCCCUGGGGCCCUUAACUGCAAAGCAGCCAGCAUCACAUGUCCAGGCCAGGGUACCAGAGACACAGGGACAUCUUUGCAACUGACAGGGUGAUCCAAAAAUGGAGAAAGACAGGCCCCCACAGUUGAUGACCCCUGCAUCGGUGAAAGCCAUCAUCUCAAGGAUUGAGGCUGCCCAACUAACACGAGCUCAGGAGGAUAUUUCUUCCCAGCUCUCAGACAUCUUGGACAACGUCAACUGUGUCAUCAACCGCUUCCAGGAAGAAUUAGGAUAUGAUUUAAGAGAAAAGGCAAAAUCUGACCAGAUAGAGCAAAAGGGCAAGAACAGAUUCAUCUUGCUGGAGAAAAUUGCCUCCUUCUCCAAAGAUGCUAAGACCAAAGAGAAGCACUUGUAUGAAAUUCUCCGCUGGUUGGGGGACUGGGGUGACAGUCUGACCUAUGAGCUCAGGAACAGGAAGGGUAAGGAGGAAGAGGAAGCUCUGGAUGAAUGGAUCAAUGUGAUGGAAAAGGUGUUACCUCUCUCCCUCAUUGCCACCAAAGGAGGCAUCGAGUCUCUCAUUUCCCUUUGCUCUACUCUCAUUGAAGGACAAAAGAAAAGGACACAAAUAUCCAAACACACCUUCUGGCAGAACUGGUGGGAACAAAGCCCCCCCAAAUCUACAUCCUACCCUCAGCCACUGAGCCCAGAGCAGAUGCUCCAGGACAAGCACACUACCUGCAUGAAGGUCUCUGAGGUGAAGUCCAUGCUGCAGGAGCUCCUGGACUCCACCAUGUUCAACCAGGGGGAGGUCAGAGCCAUCAGGUACAUGUCUGCCGUGGUGGAGAACCUCAACAAGGCCUUGACCCUCCAGCACAAGGAACACAGUAACCUAGAGACCAAAUAUAGGAACCUGAAAAUAGAGAUGACCCAGGAACUGAGCAGCCAGCGGCUCUAUUUCCAGAAUUCCCUCCAAGUUCUCCAGACCAAGAGGGAUGCCCUACUAAAGCAGGUAGAGAUUCUAGGGGGGAAAUACCAUGACCUUCUCCUGAUCAAGCACUCCUUAGAGUUCCAGCUGAAGAAGGCACAGUCUGCUAGAAACCAGGCAGAAGAAGUGGCUGCAAUCUUGGUUGACUCCCGGGGGCCCCCUGAGAAAGAGACCCUCCCAAAGAAAGAAAGCAUCACGGAGGAGACCCAACAGGAAUCCAAGAAGGAGGAGUUGUUUUUGUCCCUGCCCCCAGGUUCCAUGGCCACAGCCUGGGACAGUGAUCCUAGGCCUUCAGCGUCUCAGCUACUUUCCAUCAUGACCAUGCAGUCUAGGAUUGCAGAUGUGUACAGCAGCAAGGACACUGAGCAUCUCCAGUCCAUGUUGCCAUCCUCCGUGGAUCACAGGUUUCCUAAGAAAUGGGAAAGACCCGUGGCAGAGAGCCCAGGCCACCAAGUCAAAGACCAGACAGACUUCCAGAAAGCAUCCCAGGAGAAGGAAGGCCUCCAAAUGAAGUCUCAUUCAAGGAUGCAGCUGUCCCCAGAGAGCUCUGAGAAGGUGGGCUUGGAGAGCAAGGUGGAGCGCAGGGAAGAGGAACUCAGCUGGGAGAGGCAGAGGCAGCAGUGGCUGGAGGAGCAGGAGAUGUGGCUACAGCGGCAGAAGAAAUGGGCCCUGCUGGAGCAGGAGCACCAGGAGAAGCUGCAUCAGUGGGAGGUGGAAGAGGCACUGAGAGAGCAGCAGCAGAGGUUGGGCCAGCAGGAGAAAGAGCAAGGGGGCCCACGGAGAGAGACGGGGCAGCCAGGGGAGCACGUGGACAGGGUGCUCUUCAUGACCACCAGGCACUGGAGGGACUUGGAGAAGGCAUCCCUGGCGCCUCCCCCAAGCCGGGCCCAGUCUGCUCACCCAGGCGGGAGGCCACACUUGUCCCCCAGGGCCCAGCAGCCGGCCCCCAGAAACCAGAGGAACCUGAGUUCCGCCAAGUCUGCCCAGAAACCACGGGCCUGCCAGGUUCCUACCAAACCCAAGAAAUUAGCCUCCUUCCCUGUCUCAGGGACAUCCAUCCAAAAGGUGUCCCGGCCUCCUUUGCACGUAUCCCCAGUAACUCUUAAGGGGAAAGUAUACCGCAUGGACGUGGAAGCCCAGAGGAAGAACCUGCAGCUCCUGAGUGAGGAGGCUGAGCUGGGGCUGCCCCACUACCUGCGCAGCAAGGCGCUGGAGCUCACCACCACCACCAUGGAGCUGAGCAUGCUCCGGCUGCAGUGCCUGUGCCAUAGGUACAUCCUCUACAGGCGCUUCCAGCACCUCCGACAGGAAGUGAUCAACCACAUACAAGUCAUCCGAGAAACAGGGACUACCUACAAGGCCCAGAACCUCUAUGUCUUCCUCGAAAACAUCGACAAUCUGCAGAACUUCUGGCUGCAGGCCUGGACAGACAAGCAGAAGGAAGUGGAGGAGAAGCACCGAGAGUGCCUGAGCAGCAUGGUGACCAUGUUCCCCAAGCUCCAGCUGGAGUGGAAUGUUCAUCUGCACACUCCUGUGGUCACCAACCCAAAGUCAAGGAAAAGCAAACCACCCCCGUCCUAUCUCCAGCACACGCACUCCUGUAAUCCCUCCUGCAAGCAGUCCCCAGAGCACUUCCCAUCCAAGCACUGGGAAUAUGUGCCCCUGCGCAUGGCCCGCCAUCAGGAGAACCAGAUGGAGGCCGUCUGGAAGACUGAUGUGGCCUCCUCCAGUCACCCGAUAGAAAAGAAGACUCCCCCCAGCCUGCUCUGGGACCAGCUAGGAGGGUACCCAGAUAUUCCCCGGCUGUUGGCCUUGGAUGUGCAUUCAUCCUUCCAAAAAAGCUUAAGGUCCCUCAAGGGUGUCUUGACAGCUAAAGGAAAGGAACACCAGGAAGCCCCAGAUGAGUCAGCCAAGCUUGUCUGUAAAAAGUCAAAUGAGUCCUUUCCUGGAGCCCUAAAAAGCCAGAAGGAUCAAGACAAUCUCAGUCCCCACUCCCUCCCUUAGUCAGUGAUUCUCAAACUUCAGGGUGACUAAAAAUCACAUGGGAACUUGUUUCAAAUGCAGGUUUCCAGCUGGUGUUUUUAAACAAACAUCCUGGGUAUUGCUAAGUAGCCCUAGAACUUUGAGAAACGCUCCUUUCCCCCUUAAGUCUCCAAAAUGUACGUUUUUAAUAAAAUAGAGAUGUGUUAUUUUUAAA
Molecule: messenger RNA, 3206 nt
Organism: Canis lupus familiaris (dog)
Lineage: Eukaryota; Metazoa; Chordata; Mammalia; Carnivora; Canidae
Gene: FAM186B
Product: family with sequence similarity 186 member B
Exons: 8
Coding region: 146-3013 (955 amino acids)
Source: RefSeq, a predicted model, not a curated record